Messenger RNA from Emys orbicularis (European pond turtle), 1233 nucleotides. RefSeq names its product doublecortin domain containing 2B (gene DCDC2B). Gene Ontology annotation, cellular component: microtubule; microtubule organizing center. Lineage: Eukaryota; Metazoa; Chordata; Testudines; Emydidae. The transcript has 11 exons. Gene Ontology annotation, biological process: intracellular signal transduction. The coding region runs from base 1 to 1233 and encodes 410 amino acids. The record is from RefSeq and is a predicted model, not a curated record.
AUGAGCUCUAGCACAAUAGCUCUGGCCCCUGUGGCCAAGAACGUGAUGGUAUAUCGCAAUGGGGACUCCUUCUUCCAUGGAAGGAAGUUUGUGGUGAACCAGCGCCAGUUCCAGACCUUUGAAGCGUUUCUGAAUGAGGUGACCAGCACCAUCCAUGCCUCUGUGGCUGUGAGGAACAUCUACACCCCCAGGCAGGGCCACCGGGUCACUGAGCUGGAGGACCUGCAGAAUGGAUGCCCGUAUGUGGCAGCUGGCUUUGAGCGGUUCAAAAGGCUAGACUAUUUAAACCCCGGAAUGAAGCAACUCAGUGGGAGCAGGAAAAAAAAUGGCUUGCAGAUUCGCCCCGUGGUUCCCCAGAAGCUGAACAUGGCAGCGCGAUGGCAGAAGCAUGUCCACCUGCCCUGCAUUAUACAUGUUUUCCGGAAUGGGGAUUUGCUGAGCCCCCCUUUCCGACUGCUGCUCUCCAAGAGCACCCUGCAGGAGUGGGACGCCAUCCUGGGCCUGCUGACGGAGAAAGCCAACCUGCGCAGUGGAGCUGUUCGAAAACUCUGCCAACUGGAUGGAGUCCCAGUCUCCAGUGGCGAGGAGUUGGUGAACGGUGAAUACUAUGUGGCGGUCGGGGUGGAGAAGUACAAAAAUCUGCCCUACUUUGAACUGCUGGUGCCUAAGAAUUCUGUGCACCGGGCAUUACGGAACCAUCCAAAUAACAGACGCAGGAUCCACAAUCAGGGGUUUGGUAAAAGCUAUGCCACCUCCCAGGAUGGAGCUAGCGACUCUGCCCUCAUUGAUCCACCUCCGCAGCCGGACUAUCGCAGGGUGCAGUCCACAGGAGCUGCAGAGAAAGACAAGACCCCCGUUCCUUCUCCAGCAGUGCGCAGACAAGCCGGGAAAUAUCCACGCAAAGAGGAAGAGUCUGUUUUCCACGCUAAGCCUGUCCGUGCAGGGCAAAACAGGACGAAUAGCAGGAACAUGCAACACUGGCCUGACCAAGAAGAGGGAAGUGUCUAUAAAGUAAAAGACCCGAGAAAGGAGAUGCGAGGUGCCCGGGAAGUAAUGGAGGAUGAAUACACAAAGAUGGAGCUACCUGUUGAUCAGAGAGCUGCAGAGACUGUGGAAGAAGUUAUACCAAAAAACAAAAUGACUCCUCACAGCAAGGUUGGGAGCACUGACAGAUCGCGGAAGGCCUUGACAAUGCGAAAUUACGCCAAUGACUCAGAGGAGGAAGAGAACUGA